GAGUCAUCGUGUGUGUGUUUUUUAUGAAUGAAAGGAUCCAACCCGCUGAUGGUAGACUGAUUCCGGGAAAAAGGCGUUUAGCUCUCCAGUCCGUCUAAACACGGGCCGUGCUGCCAUAACGUAUGUCAGUCGAAAUACCGAACCAGCGGUGAGAAUCGUGGACUGAUCCGUUUUCAGCUUCGUGUGAAAUCAGCAAAGAAGAGAAAUCAAAACCAGGUUUUAGAGACACAUAAAUCCAGACGAUGACUUCAGACGGCAGAGCUAGUAAAGCCCUGAAGGUGAAGAGGGAAUGCGGGGAGAACGUCCCAGUGCUGAGUGACAGUGAGCUCAUGUCGCUGUCGGUGCGCGAGCUCAACAUGCACUUACGCGGUUUGUCACGUGAGGAAGUGCAGAAGUUAAAGCAGAGGCGGCGCACGUUGAAAAACCGCGGCUACGCGGCGAGCUGCCGGGUGAAGCGCGUGUCCCAACGUGAGGCCCUGGAGCAGCAGAAGAAGGAGCUGCAGCGAGAGGUGGAGCGGCUGGGGGCCGAGAACGCAGGCAUGAGGAGGGAGCUGGAAGGGCUGGGUGCUCGUCUCGCUGCCCUGCAGCGCUUUGCCAGAGGUUUGGAAUCUGGAGGAGGCAGUCUGCUGGCCACCACGCCCCGCCUAAACACAGCCUCCGUCAUUACCAUAGUGAAGACACCGCAACAGGUGCACACCCCUAGAGAGCAAGGAGCAUCCUAGGGCACCACAUGGAUGCGCAGACACACAUAGGUACACAGACAGACCAUGUAUACUCACAUAUACAGGAAGAAAAACAAGUCCCAGUUGGGAAUUACAGAUUCACUUACGUAUAUAAAACACACAUAGACUGUGUAUACAGUCUUAUAAAUGUCCAAGAAUAAUCUCAGUACUGUUGUUGUGGCCUUGAAUAUCAUGACAAGUGUAUAAGUCUGCACAAAGCUACAGCGUUUAUGCUAUUUAUGCCCAUUACUGUGCUUUAUGGUAAAUAGUCCUAACAACUUGUCUUCAUGUGGGACCACCAACAUUUCAGAAGCUGGUUAGUUUUGCUGGAAUAUCUCCAUGGUAUAUAAUAAUGAAUCGUGGGACUAGAGAACGUGCAGAUCUAUUGAUACAUGCCAUUUAUAUAUUUUAAUGUUUGUAUUAAAGACAAACGCUCAACAACAGACAUGAAAGCUAUUUUAUUUGUGUUCGAAAUAAUGUUUGAAGGUAAUUGUGCUGUGAUUGGUCUAAAUACUACUUUUGAUUGACUAGUUUGGGGUCAUUGUUUUAAUUAUUGUUCUUGUUUACUUGUUGUAAUGAGUUCGUAGUUUAGUGAUGGUAAGGUUAUACGGCCUUAUUACUUGUAAUAUGAUUCAGUACGUGUGAGGGUCAUAUUUGUACUAAUUUUAGAGCGACUUGUUUGUAGUGGUAUUUUUGUAUUUAAAACCAAGACCAUAUAUUAUUUGCUAUUUAUGAUUCAAACGUAUCUGAAUAUUUUGGACAGCUGGAAUAUUAAAAAAAAAUACCAUUUGAGGGAAGGAAGGGGAAUCUGAGGAAGAUGUGAAAAUAAAGGACAAAGGGGAAGAGAGCAGCCAGAAGGAGAAGUGAGCGCUUGCAACUCACAUGGGAGGGGGGAAAAAAAAAGGAGGAUAAGAAAGUGUCAGAAGGAAAGUGAAAGACAAAUGAUACCACAUGUGCAUCACGUUAACCCGUGGUCGUCAGAAUGACUUGCCGACUACAAGCCCGGUUUACUGCAGUAAACGGGGUGACACUGUAUGAUCAGGUAAUGAUCGGCCAUGUUAAACGUGGAUAUCUCUGGUGAUUUUUUUUUUUUUAAAUUGUGUAGUUAGCAAUGUCAAUAUCAGUACUGAGAACCUAACCUGGUAAUAUGCCCACAAUACUUGUGCUUCAGAACAAUGUGCCGACUGUUUUAUAAGAGGGCAGAGCACAAAAAAAAAAACUGAUGUUUGUAUUUAUUAUCUGUAUUUUUCUAUGGUAAAUUCAUUGUCUAUUUUAUAUCAUUUAAUUGAAAUAAAUGUUGUAUAUAUUGUA
Labeo rohita (rohu) is the source of this 2033-nucleotide messenger RNA. It is a transcript of the gene maff, whose product is annotated as v-maf avian musculoaponeurotic fibrosarcoma oncogene homolog F. Gene Ontology annotation, molecular function: RNA polymerase II cis-regulatory region sequence-specific DNA binding; DNA-binding transcription factor activity, RNA polymerase II-specific. Gene Ontology annotation, biological process: regulation of transcription by RNA polymerase II; regulation of epidermal cell differentiation. Gene Ontology annotation, cellular component: nucleus. NCBI's taxonomy places the organism in Eukaryota, Metazoa, Chordata, Actinopteri, Cypriniformes, Cyprinidae. The transcript has 3 exons. The coding region runs from base 243 to 722 and encodes 159 amino acids. The record is from RefSeq and is a predicted model, not a curated record.